AUGGCUUCACUGAUUCAUGUUGAGUCACUGUUGCAGAAAUGCAACUCCUUGAUUCAAAUCAAGCAGUUCCAAGCUCAUCUCAUCACCACUGGGAAAUUCCAAUCCCACCCUUCACGGACUAAGCUCAUCGAGCUCUGCGCCCUCUCCCCUGCCGCCGGCAACCUCUCCUUCGCCGCCGAAAUUUUCCGGCAAGUUAACGCUCCCAAAACCAACGACUGGAAUGCCAUCCUCCGAGGCCUCGCGCAAAGUCCAAAUCCCACGAACGCCAUCACGUGGUUCCGCACCAUUUCACGCAGCCCCCAAAAGAUCGAUGCUUUAACGUGUUCCUUCGCACUCAAGGCAUGCGCUCGUGCAUUGGCACUUUCUGAAGGUACCCAAAUACAUUCUCAGAUUCUGCGUUUUGGGUUUGAUGCUGAUGUGUUGUUGGUCACCACUUUGUUGGAUGUGUAUGCUAAAAGUGGCGAUCUUGAUGCUGCCAAGCAGGUGUUUGAUGAAAUGUCUAUACGAGACAUCGCGUCUUGGAACGUGAUGAUUUCUGGGUUGGCGCAGGGGAGCUGGCCUAAUGAAGCUAUAGAUUUGUUUAAUAGGAUGAAGGAAGAGGGUUGGAGGCCUGAUGAGGUGACUGUUCUUGGAGCGCUCUCGGCUUGUUCCCAAUUGGGUGCUGUGAGGCAGGGAGAGAUUGUUCACAGGUACAUAAUGGAUGAGAAGUUGGAUAUGAAUGGGAUUGUUUGUAAUGCAGUCAUUGAUAUGUAUGGAAAAUGUGGUUUCGUCGAUAAAGCUUAUUUGGUCUUCAAUAAGAUGAGUUGCAAGAAGACUUUAAUCACUUGGAACACGAUGAUCAUGGCGUUUGCAAUGAAUGGUGAUGGAUAUAAGGCACUUGAUCUGUUGGAUCAAAUGGUUCUAGAAGGAAUGCUUCCUGAUGAUGUAUCAUAUCUUUCUGCAUUAUGUGCAUGUAACCAUGCUGGUUUGGUGGAAGAAGGGGUUAGAUUGCUUGAUACAAUGAUUGAGUGUGGGGUGAAGCCUAAUGUUAAGCAUUAUGGGACUGUGGUUGAUUUGUUGGGUCGAGCAGGACGGCUCCAAGAAGCCUAUGAUAUUAUAAACUCCAUGCCUAUGAUACCUGAUAUAGUAUUUUGGCAAACUUUGCUUGGGGCUAGCAAGACUUAUGGGAAUGUGGAGAUGGCAGAGAUUGCGUCGAAGAAACUAGUGGAGAUGGGAUCUAAUGCUAGUGGGGAUUUCGUCUUGUUAUCGAAUGUUUAUGCUGCACAGCAGAGGUGGCAUGAUGUAGGGAGGGUGAGGGAGACCAUGAAAAAUAGUGAUGUAAGGAAGGUACCGGGAUUCAGUUACACAGAGAUAGAUGGCAAGAUGCACAAGUUCGUGAACGCUGAUCAAAGUCACCCGAAUUCAAAAGAGAUUUAUAUGAAGCUGGACGAGAUCAGGUUUAAGAUUAAAGCCUAUGGAUAUGAUGCUGAAACUAAUCUUGUCUUGCAUGAUAUCGGAGACGAGGACAAGGAAAAUGUUUUGAAUUUUCACAGUGAGAAAUUGGCUGUGGCAUAUAGUUUGAUUAGUACAAGAGAUGGAACACCAAUUCAUGUAAUAAAGAACCUUAGAAUAUGUGUAGAUUGUCAUGCUGUGCUAAAAAUUAUAUCCAAAAUUUAUAGUAGGGAGAUCAUUGUGCGCGAUAGAGCACGAUUUCACAGAUUUAAAGAGGGUGAAUGUUCUUGCAGAGAUUAUUGGUGAAUUAAGAAGUAAACAAAUGCUUCUCAUAUCAUUUUGACGUAGUUUCAUAGAUAAAUUGGAUACAG
Molecule: messenger RNA, 1802 nt
Organism: Arachis stenosperma
Lineage: Eukaryota; Viridiplantae; Streptophyta; Magnoliopsida; Fabales; Fabaceae
Product: pentatricopeptide repeat-containing protein At1g34160
Exons: 1
Coding region: 1-1737 (578 amino acids)
Biological process (GO): RNA modification
Molecular function (GO): RNA binding; zinc ion binding; protein binding
Source: RefSeq, a predicted model, not a curated record